AUGACUCUCAAACGCUCAUUGUCCAGUCGACUCAAGUCGACAUUCACCAAGAUGAAGAAAACUAACAAGGAUACCUCAGAUCUAACAAGUAAUCCCCUUGAUCUGCAAUCUAUAUCAACCAAAGCGUCUACAAAAAGUUAUAUGGACGAGCCAUCGGAAGGCCGUAAACCAUCCAUCACAGAGUCAGUUCAGUCCAUACCAUCCAGAGAGGUGGUAUUGUUGCCUUCCAACCCUGGAAACGAAAAUGCUUUUCCCUGCAGUCCUGAACAACUGACGCCGAUCUUGCCUCGGUCGAGCUCUGAACUGCUUCUUUCGCCAUUUUCAGUGUCACCUAUGAAGGUCAACAAUCAGCGAUCACUCUCCAUCAACGUGAGUACCAUCAACUCCAACAAUAAUCAAACGGUAUCUAUGAUGUCGCCUUCGUUCGAUAUUUUUGAUACCGCUAUUUCUAAAACAGAAACUGCUACCUCUUUGCCUUCGACAGAACCACCGCCUUCUCCGCAAGCCGGAGUCAACGAUCAGUCGAUAUUUGCUAAAGCUAACCAGAUUGAUCAUUUCGACAAGUCUCUUAAUAUGGUGGACAAUGACAAACUGGCUGAGCAAAUGGCGUUACACAUAUUAGACAAGAUUUCCGAAGAGCAUUCGGUUGAUGAGCUAUCCAGACUCAAGGAUGAGGUCAUCCAUCCGGUGAUGUCACCGAUUCUCAAAUAG
Molecule: messenger RNA, 711 nt
Organism: Ogataea philodendri
Lineage: Eukaryota; Fungi; Ascomycota; Pichiomycetes; Pichiales; Pichiaceae
Exons: 1
Coding region: 1-711 (236 amino acids)
Source: RefSeq, a predicted model, not a curated record